AUGAACUCUCCCACCGAGUCGGCAGAUGGGAUGCCAGGCCGGGAACCAGCCUUGGAAAUCCUGCCUCGGACCCCUCUGCACGGCAUCCCUGUGACAGUAGAGGUGAAGCCGGUGCUGCCAGGAGCCAUGCCCAGCUCCAUGGGGGGCGGGGGAGGAGGCAGCCCCAGCCCCGUGGAGCUUCGGGGGGCUCUGGCAGGCCCCGUGGACCCCGCGCUGCGGGAGCAGCAACUGCAGCAGGAGCUCCUGGCGCUCAAGCAGCAGCAGCAGCUGCAGAAGCAGCUCCUGUUCGCUGAGUUCCAGAAACAGCAUGACCACCUGACCCGGCAGCAUGAAGUCCAGCUGCAGAAGCACCUCAAGCAGCAGCAGGAGAUGCUGGCAGCGAAGAGGCAGCAGGAGCUGGAGCAGCAGCGGCAGCGGGAGCAGCAGCGGCAGGAGGAGUUGGAGAAGCAGCGGCUCGAGCAGCAGCUGCUCAUCCUUCGAAACAAGGAGAAGAGCAAAGAGAGUGCCAUCGCCAGCACUGAGGUGAAGCUACGGCUCCAGGAAUUCCUCCUGUCGAAGUCAAAGGAGCCCACACCAGGCGGCCUCAACCAUUCCCUCCCACAGCAUCCCAAAUGCUGGGGAACCCACCAUGCUUCUUUGGACCAGAGUUCCCCUCCCCAGAGCGGCCCUCCUGGGACGCCUCCCUCCUAUAAACUGCCUUUGCUUGGGCCCUACGACAGCCGCGAUGACUUCCCCCUCCGCAAAACAGCCUCCGAACCCAACUUAAAAGUACGUUCGAGGCUAAAGCAGAAGGUGGCCGAGCGGAGAAGCAGUCCCCUCUUGCGUCGCAAGGACGGGACUGUCAUUAGCACCUUUAAGAAGAGAGCUGUUGAGAUCACAGUGUCCGCCGUGUGUAACAGCGCGCCAGGCUCUGGCCCCAGCUCUCCCAACAGCUCCCACAGCACCAUCGCGGAGAAUGGCUUUACGGGCUCGGUUCCCAACAUCCCCACCGAGAUGCUCCCCCAGCACCGGGCCCUCCCUCCGGACACCUCCCCCAACCAGUUCAGCCUCUACACGUCUCCCUCUCUGCCCAACAUCUCCCUAGGGCUGCAGGCCACGGUCACUGUCACCAACUCGCACCUCACCGCCUCCCCGAAGCUGUCGACGCAGCAGGAGGCCGAGAGGCAGGCCCUCCAGUCCCUGAGGCAGGGCGGUGCACUGACUGGCAAGUUUAUGAGCACAUCCUCCAUCCCCGGCUGCCUGCUGGGCGUGGCACUGGAGGGCGACUCGAGCCCCCAUGGGCAUGCCUCACUGCUGCAGCAUGUGCUGCUGCUGGAACAAGCCCGGCAGCAGAGCACCCUCAUUGCUGUGCCGCUCCACGGGCAGUCCCCGCUGGUGACGGGUGAGCGCGUGGCCACCAGCAUGCGGACAGUGGGCAAGCUCCCGCGGCACCGGCCCCUGAGCCGCACCCAGUCCUCGCCGCUGCCCCAGAGCCCCCAGGCCCUGCAGCAGCUGGUCAUGCAGCAGCAGCACCAGCAGUUCCUGGAGAAGCAGAAGCAGCAGCAACUGCAGCUGGGCAAGAUCCUUACCAAGACAGGGGAGCUGCCACGGCAGCCCACCACCCACCCCGAGGAGACGGAGGAGGAGCUGACGGAGCAGCAGGAGGCCUUGCUGGGGGAGGGAGCCCUGACCAUACCCCGAGAAGGCUCCACGGAGAGUGAGAGCACCCAGGAAGACCUGGAAGAGGAGGAAGAGGAGGAGGAGGAAGAGGAGGAGGAGGAGGAGGACUGCAUCCAGGUCAAGGACGAGGAGCGCGAGAGCGGUGCUGAAGAGGGGCCCGACUUGGAGGAGUCCAGUGCUGGUUACAAAAAGGCAUUUGCAGACACCCAGCAGCUGCAGCCGCUGCAGGUGUACCAGGCACCCCUCAGCCUGGCCACUGUGCCCCACCAGGCCCUGGGCCGCACCCAGUCCUCACCUGCUGCCCCUGGGGGCAUGAAGAGCCCCCCAGACCAGCCCACCAAGCACCUCUUCACCACAGGUGUGGUCUACGACACGUUCAUGCUGAAGCACCAGUGCAUGUGCGGGAACACACACGUGCACCCCGAGCAUGCUGGCCGGAUCCAGAGCAUCUGGUCCCGGCUGCAGGAGACAGGCCUGCUCAGCAAGUGUGAGCGGAUCCGGGGUCGUAAAGCCACGCUGGACGAGAUCCAGACGGUGCACUCUGAGUACCACACCCUGCUCUACGGUACCAGCCCCCUCAACCGGCAGAAGCUGGACAGCAAGAAGCUGCUCGGCCCCAUCAGCCAGAAGAUGUACGCCAUGCUGCCUUGUGGGGGCAUUGGGGUGGACAGCGACACUGUGUGGAAUGAGAUGCACUCCUCCAGUGCCGUGCGCAUGGCGGUGGGCUGCCUGGUGGAGCUGGCAUUCAAGGUGGCCGCAGGGGAGCUCAAGAAUGGAUUUGCCAUCAUCCGGCCCCCAGGACACCACGCAGAGGAAUCCACAGCCAUGGGAUUCUGCUUCUUCAACUCAGUAGCUAUCACAACCAAGCUCCUGCAGCAGAAGUUGAACGUGGGCAAGGUUCUCAUCGUGGACUGGGACAUUCACCACGGCAAUGGCACCCAGCAAGCAUUUUACAACGAUCCCUCUGUGCUCUACAUCUCCCUGCAUCGCUAUGACAACGGGAACUUCUUUCCGGGCUCCGGGGCUCCUGAAGAGGUUGGCGGAGGGCCGGGCGUGGGGUACAAUGUGAACGUGGCAUGGACGGGAGGUGUGGAUCCCCCCAUCGGAGACGUGGAGUACCUCACAGCCUUCAGGACAGUGGUGAUGCCCAUUGCCCACGAGUUCUCACCUGAUGUGGUCCUGGUCUCCGCUGGCUUUGAUGCUGUUGAGGGACACCUGUCUCCGCUGGGUGGCUACUCUGUCACCGCCAGAUGUUUUGGCCAUUUGACCAGGCAGCUGAUGACGCUGGCAGGGGGCCGGGUGGUGCUGGCCCUGGAGGGAGGCCACGACCUGACCGCCAUCUGUGAUGCCUCUGAGGCCUGUGUCUCGGCACUGCUCAGCGUGGAGCUGCAGCCCUUGGACGAGGCAGUCUUGCAGCAAAAGCCCAACAUCAACGCAGUGGCCACGCUGGAGAAAGUCAUUGAGAUCCAGAGCAAACACUGGAGCUGUGUGCAGAGGUUCGCUGCUGGCCUAGGCCGUUCCCUGCGGGAGGCCCAGGCAGGUGAGACAGAGGAGGCUGAGACUGUGAGCGCCAUGGCCUUGCUGUCGGUGGGGGCAGAGCAGGCCCAGGCGGCUGCAGCCCGGGAGCACAGCCCCAGGCCGGCAGAGGAGCCCAUGGAACAGGAGCCUGCCCUGUGA
Molecule: messenger RNA, 3336 nt
Organism: Rangifer tarandus platyrhynchus (Svalbard reindeer)
Lineage: Eukaryota; Metazoa; Chordata; Mammalia; Artiodactyla; Cervidae
Source: the annotation of a GenBank genome assembly